Salvia miltiorrhiza (redroot sage) is the source of this 2057-nucleotide messenger RNA. RefSeq names its product putative L-type lectin-domain containing receptor kinase V.2. Lineage: Eukaryota; Viridiplantae; Streptophyta; Magnoliopsida; Lamiales; Lamiaceae. The transcript is spliced from 7 exons. Gene Ontology annotation, molecular function: ATP binding; protein kinase activity. The coding region runs from base 137 to 1864 and encodes 575 amino acids. The record is from RefSeq and is a predicted model, not a curated record. Gene Ontology annotation, biological process: protein phosphorylation.
AGGGAAUUAUGUAUUAUAGUCUAACCACUCCAUUUGUCACAACAUAGGUAACACAGCUUCUCAACUUAAUCUCUUUUGAUGAUCAACUCUUUCAUUCUGUCCCUUGUCCAUAUUGAUUGCUUUACUUUUCAAGGAAAUGAAUCAUCAAAUAUUCAUUGGCUUGAUCUUUAUAGCCUCAUCAAUCAAUCUCCAUCUCAUGCAUCAAGCUCAAGCAGAUGAUAAAAAUCAAUGUGUUGUUGACAUGAAAUCUCCAUCAUCAUGGAAUGAUUCAAGAGUUGUGGGAGGGAAGUGGGGUGGAUUUCUGAGCAACAACACCUGCUCACAAACGCUAGAGAAAUACUUAUAUGCGCUGGCUAAGAAUGCCAACAAAACCGGGGAAAUAUUCUUGAACAUCACACAGCAAAAGGGUUGCUUUACUGAGAAGGAUGUUUCCAGCUGUGGCAUUGAGAGGCUAACUAGUGGGAGAGGAGGGUGCUCCGACUACUCUGUGAGAGACGUUAUUAACCAGCAAGGCACACAGCUGCAGAAUUUGGAUGAAGGCUGCAAGAGCUCAGGAUCAGAUGAAGAGUGCAGCUCUUGUUUGAAGAGGUGGGAGCAGAUGGCCAAUUUCACUAGUAAUGGCUCAAACGGAGAAGAAGAAGUCGAUAUCUGUAGGUUUUCGGUUCUUGUUACACUCACUAGUAGAAGGAUCAGUGACAUGGGAUGGAUAGAUUCAAUCUACACCUGCCUUGGAGAUGGAAUUCCAUUAGCUGAUGAGGAGAAAGAAGGGAAAGAGAUUACCUUAACAAAAGGUCUUGAAGUAGUGGCUGGUGGAGUUGGGGGGAUUUCAAUAGUAGUAGCUAUUCUGUGUGUGAUAUUCUUCAAGAAAAGAACUAAAACAAGACCUUCAAAGGAAAUCGAUGAAGGCGAAAACUCGUGUUCGGAGCAAUCCAGCAGCAUCAAGAUCUCCAUCAGAGAAAUUCAUCAAGCCACAGACAAUCUCAGUGCAACAAACUUGAUAGGCCAAGGCGUAGCAGGGAAAGUAUACAAGGGCAUCCUGUCAAACGGAGAGCAUGUGGCGGUGAAGCACAUAGUAAACGACGGGCACAUGGAGACGUUCGUGAGGGAGGUGAGGAGCUUAUCCCAUGUGAAGCAUCCCAACCUGGUGCAGUUGUUAGGGCACUGCGAUGGAGAGGAUGAGAGCUUUCUCGUUUACCAACUCUGUCACAAUGGAAACCUCUCAGAAUGGCUAUUCGGGAAGCAUCGGUUCCUGAGCUGGAUCCGAAGGGUGGAAAUCGCGGUAGACUGUGCCAGAGGGCUCUGCUUUCUGCAUAGCUAUCCAGAAGGCUGCAUUGUUCAUCGCGAUGUGAAGCCAACAAACAUCCUUCUAGGCAGCAACAUGGAAGCCAAGCUGUCGGACUUCGGAUUGUCAAAGGUGAUGAGCAUGGGAAUCUCGCAGGUGAGCUCCGAGGUACGAGGAACCUUCGGCUACGUGGACCCCGAGUACCAGAAGAAUCGCCACGUCCACUCCUCCACCGAUGUCUAUAGCUUCGGAGUAGUUCUUCUGCAGCUGCUGUCGGGCCAGAGGGUCAUCAACCUCGACGUCACUAGGCCCAUGCCUUUGAGCAAGAAGGCUAAAAUUCUGAGAAAGGGAGGGGAUGUAACACAAUUUGCUGAUCCAAAACUUAAUGGUGAGUAUCCAUUGGAGGGCUUUGAGAUGAUAUUGAAGCUGGCAUUGUGUUGUACUGGGCUUAAGCACCAACGCCCUUCCAUGGAAACAGUGCUGCCAUUGCUUCACAAAGCCCAUCUCAUUUCUUUAUCACACCAAUCUCUUCAUUCUUCUCUCCACACCACCAGGGCAGACGCACGUGACAUAGGAAAAUGACAUGUAUAUUAUUACAUUCAGGGUUUGAAAUUGGGGAAAUCAUUAUUGAUCCUCUUCUGUUGAAAAAAAAACUAGGACAAUAUUGACGGUGGCUCUUGCUAAUUAUUAUGUUAAAAUGUUUGGACCAUUUGAAUUUAUGAAAUAUUGAUUUCUUCCGUACAUCAUAAAUAGCCAUAGCCCAUUUUGAUUAAUU